AUGAAGGCCUUCAGGCUCACUUAUAACGGGGAAACAAUUUACCAGGUUACUGAUAAUAAUUGGGGUGAUGGACAUCAAUGGCGCCGCGGUUCGUUGCUCGGAAAAGGAGGUUUCGGAUCAGUCUUUUUAGGCAUCCUGAAAAAUACAAACUCACUUAUUGCUGUAAAGUCGACUGAUAUUAUGAACUCGGGUUCCAUCAAAGAGGAAAGAUUUAUAUUGUCGUUCAUGGUGGGGUGUCCUUACAUAAUCCAAUGUUAUGGAGAAGAGACCACAACUGAUAGUCAUGGAAAUUCCAUCUUUAAUCUGUUAUUGGAAUACGGAUCCGGUGGAAAUCUAUUCAAUCGGAUUCACAGGUCAGAAAACAGGAGGAUGUCCGAAGAACUGGAAGUAAGAUGGUACACGAGAACAAUUCUUGAGGGAUUGGCUCACAUUCAUGAAGUCGGGUUCGUUCAUUGUGAUCUAAAGCCUGAAAACAUAAUACUGGUGCCAUGGAGGACGACAUCGAGUGGAAGGGUAGAAUUCGUGGCGAAGAUUUGCGAUUUUGGGUUGGCAAAGAGGGCGCAGAAGAUUAAUCCGAGAAGCAGGAAGCCGAGACCCGAGAAGGGCAGCGUCUGGAGGGGAACGCCUAUGUACUUAUCUCCCGAAGCAGUUAAGCAUGGCCUGCAAGAACCUUGUAGUGACAUGUGGGCACUUGGAUGUGUCGUGCUUGAGAUGUUGACCGGAGAGCGCCCCUGGAAGUUCAACAAAGGGGUGGGCGAGAGAGUGAUCUUGGACAAGAUUGGGAAGACGCUCGCGGUGCCUAAGCUUCCGAAGAAGAAAGAGAUAUCGCCAGAGGCUCGUAGUUUCUUGAAGUGCUGCUUGAGGAGAAGGGUGGAGAAAAGAAUGUCAGCCAAAACACUGUUGCAUCAUCCUUUCGUUGCUGUUAAUGGAUAUCUUGAAUGA
Messenger RNA from Oldenlandia corymbosa var. corymbosa, 942 nucleotides. The record is from the annotation of a GenBank genome assembly. Lineage: Eukaryota; Viridiplantae; Streptophyta; Magnoliopsida; Gentianales; Rubiaceae.